Molecule: messenger RNA, 2643 nt
Organism: Sceloporus undulatus (fence lizard)
Lineage: Eukaryota; Metazoa; Chordata; Lepidosauria; Squamata; Phrynosomatidae
Gene: GLT8D2
Product: glycosyltransferase 8 domain containing 2
Exons: 11
Coding region: 1246-2301 (351 amino acids)
Cellular component (GO): Golgi apparatus
Molecular function (GO): glycosyltransferase activity
Source: RefSeq, a predicted model, not a curated record
UCCAGAGUUGUAGUCAACGCUCAAACUAAUACACCAUGUUGGCUCUCAAAGAGCUAUUUAUUAGGACAGAUAUUACUACUGUAUAUUUAAAGCUCAAUGAUCCAGCACCUACAAUGCCAGACAGAACAGCAAAUAUACUCUUUUUAAUGUGUAGUCGAAGACUUUCAUGGCUGGCAUCCAUAGUUUUUUGUGGGUUUUUCGGGCUAUGUGACCAUGUUCUAGAAGAGUUUAUUCCUGAUGUUUCACCAGCAUCUGUGGCUGGCUGGCAUCUUCAGAGAAAAACUAUAUUCAUUUUAGUUAAAUUAAGGUUUUCCCACCAAAAGAAGAGUAACCCAAUUAAAGAGAGGAGCAGUAUUAACCAAUGCUGAAUAUUGUGGACAUUUACGUGUUCUGCCUGCCUCCAGUGCUGUCUACCAUGCAUAUUGUGUGUGUGUGUGUGUGUGUGUGUGUGUGAACACUUUUGUGCAGCUGUAUACAAGUCUGUAUACCAUAAAUCAGGAGAUAACUUCUAGAAAGGCACUGCUGGCAUCUGUACCUUUCUUUCUCCCUGAGCACCAUAUACUUCUUAUUUUUUCAUAAACAAACUCCACUGUCCUGUAAUUGUCCUUUAUUCAUACAUGUAAAUUUAUAGAAGCUACCCAUUUGAGAUAAGUAGAAAUAAAUACUGAGCACAAAAGUAAUCUGAGCUCAGAAGCGUUGUGCAGAGAUCUUCUCCCUCCGCCUCUGGAAUUUUCUUUCUAAGAGGGAUCAACCAUGGUGGGAGGAGAAAAGUUAGGCAGUUUUGAAGCUGCAUCAUCCAGCACAUCUGGAAGUAGUUUAUAUGACUCUCUCCCUCCAUAAGGGCAGCAUCUAAAUUCUGUGCAGCUCCGUAGUGGCAGAGAAUACCAGCUUCAAGUAAACCGCAAAAGAAUUUUAAAAGAUAUUUAUUCGACUGAGCACUUUUAGAAGAAUUACAAAAAGAAAAAAAAAACUUUCAGGUCUCUUGCCUUUUAGUGGGGAUCUCAAGAGAGAGGCAGUUCUGGCACGAAUGUUUACAACACUAGACCAUCCAGUUCCCAAAAGCAGCUGCUUCGGAGUCAUUUUUCUGGAGAAAGAACUCUCAGUUGUUCUGCUGCCUUUGAAAGAUUAUGAAAUACAGUUAAAAGCAACACAAGUGAAGAGACAGGGAGGGAGAUAAUUCCAGAGAUCUUCCAGAACCUCCUUUCUCCUUACAAGCUGCAGCUUGCAACCAAACGAAAGGAUCCCAUGGCUCUGUUACGGAAACUUAAUCAAAUCCUACUGUUUCUUCUGAUUUUGACUGUCUGUGUCAUUCUGUAUAACAAAGUUCACAAGAUGCCACCUGUUAUUCUGAAGAAUGAGUCAGUUGAUUUGGAGGGCCCUGAGGAAAUGGAAGAUGAAAUUCCUGUGGUGAUAUGUGCUGCUGCAGGCAGAAUGGGUGCAGCAAUAGCAGCAAUCAACAGCAUUUACAGCAACACCGAUUCUAAUGUUGUGUUCUAUGUAGUUGGGCUAAAGAAUGGAAUUCCACAUAUCAGGAAGUGGAUUGAAAAUUCUAUACUAAAGGAUAUAAAGUUUAAAAUUGUAGAAUUCAAUCCCAUGGUUUUAAAAGGGAAAAUGAGGCCAGAUGCAGCUCGUCCUGAGUUACUUCAGCCUCUAAACUUUGUUCGAUUUUACCUACCUCUGCUUAUCCAUGAACAUGAAAAAGUGAUAUAUCUUGACGAUGAUGUAAUUGUGCAAGGUGACAUCCAAGAUCUGUAUGACACAAAGUUAGCCCGUGGCCAUGCUGCAGCUUUUUCAGAUGACUGUGAUUUGCCUUCAACUCAUGAAAUGGUUAGAAGUGUAGGAAUGCAGAAUACCUAUAUGGGAUUUUUGGACUACCGAAAGCAAACAAUUCGAGAUCUUGGUGUAAGCCCCAGCACCUGUUCUUUUAAUCCUGGUGUUAUUGUUGCCAAUAUGACAGAAUGGAAGCACCAGCGAAUCACAAAGCAAUUAGAAAAAUGGAUGCAGAAAAAUGUAGAAGAAAAUCUGUAUAGCAGCACCCUUGCAGGAGGUGUGGCAACUUCCCCAAUGCUCAUUGUAUUCCAUGGAAAAUAUUCAGCAAUUAAUCCUUUAUGGCACAUUCGGCACCUAGGCUGGAGUCCUGAUACCAGGUACUCAGAACAUUUUCUUCAUGACGCCAAGUUACUUCACUGGAAUGGAAGAUACAAGCCUUGGGAUUACCCUAGUGUUCACACUGACUUAUGGGAAAAGUGGUUUGUUCCUGACCCUUCAGGGACUUUUAAACUGAUUCGUCCCAAUAGCUGAUGUCAUUUACAUUUUGAAGACACGAAGAUUAGUCUUAAGUACAUAACAAGGUAUAUAAUAUUUUGUAAUGUAGUUUACCAUCUUUGUUGUACAUACAGCUAUUGUAUGAGACCAAUACUUUAAUAAAAGCUAAACUGUUUGAGUGAAGGGUUCAAUGGACCCUUGAUGAAGCACAGUUCAGAGAAACUUCAGUUUCAAGUGUUAUUAAUGAGACUACAAUGUUUUGAGACACUAUUCUUUAUAAAACACAGAUCACUAUUUUAUGUCAUACUAUGUAAAUAAUAUUGUUUCUUACUGAUGAGCCAUUUAUAACACUUUUGAAUAAAAAAAGUUUGCAUUCUU